AUAUAGCACAGACAGCUCAAAGAGCACAGGGCUGUUGCUGUUGCUUCAGAGCUGCCCGGAGUUUUCUUGCAGUGCAGCUCUGCCACAUUUCUGCAGGAAUGGCCCUGCUGCUUCCUUCUCAUCCACAAGUCUCAAUGUCGCUGCUUCUGCUGCUGUCCGUGCUCAGCUUGGCUGCAGGUGGGAAGCUGCUGGUGGUGUUUGUGGAUGGCAGUCCCUGGUUCAGCGUGCUGGAAAUGUUAGAAAUUCUGAAGCAGAAAGGACAUGAAAUAGUCGUUGUUGCACCUGAAGCCAAUAUAAAUGUAAAGCCAUCAGGGAAUGUUACUGUGAAAACCUACCCAGUUACCUUCCCACAGGAAGAGAUGGAUGACAAUUUCCACAGAUUUGUAACGAAUUCAUUUGAAGAAGGAUCAUUUCUGGAAAGAUUUUUUAGAUUACGUGAAAAUAUGAAAAAAGGCUUUGAUUUAGGUUUCCUAUCCUGUAAACAGUUACUGCACAACAACGAACUUAUCCGAUAUCUGGAGGAGAGUAAGUUCGAUGCUCUCUUUACAGAUCCUAUCCUAUCUUGUGGAGCGAUACUAGCUGAGCAUCUUUCCAUCCCUUCUGUGUAUUUCAUGAGAGGAAUACCCUGUGGAUUAGACUUUGAGGCCACUCAGUGCCCCAAUCCCCCUUCUUAUGUCCCCAGGCUAUUUUCAGACCAUACAGAUCACAUGAACUUCCUCCAGCGUGUGAAGAAUGUCAUCUUUGACAACUCCAAUCUCUUUCUUUGUGACUUCAUUUUUAAACCAUUUGAAAAACUGGCUUCUGAGUUCCUUCAGCGAGAUGUGACCAUGCUAGAUCUCUAUCGUAAGGCUUCCGUAUGGCUUCUGAGGUAUGACUUUGUGCUAGAAUAUCCAAGACCAUUGAUGCCCAACAUGAUUGCAGUUGGAGGAGUAAACUGUGCUCACAAGCAGCUCUCUCAGGUGGGUUGUGCUCUGGUUUUAGUUCUUGCCUUAUAGAGUUCUUUGCUUCUGCUUUUGCUGCGUAGGCAGCUCCAUCUUUCACUUGCAAAGUAUGCUCAAACGAGAGUCAGCAAGUUGUUUCUAACUUGCUUUUGUUUUGCUUUUAAGGCAUCAUUCUCCCAGUUGGUUGAGGAUAGGCAAGUGCGUGUGGUGAGUGUAGGCAAGUUUCCCUUCUCUGCAUGCCACCGGAGUGGUGCUCCACCGUGAGAGCUCCAACCUUCAUUAGGAAGCAAAUCUGUGUGAAGGAAAUGUAUCCAUCAACACUGGAUUUGUAACAGACUGCUUUUCAUUAUGUGUUAUUGAACUACUUUUGUAUGGAGUCGAGUACCUUUGCUGGUCUCAUGAGUACCUCGCAGUGAGUGAAGGAAGGUUGGUAGAAAAUGUG
Molecule: messenger RNA, 1383 nt
Organism: Lagopus muta (rock ptarmigan)
Lineage: Eukaryota; Metazoa; Chordata; Aves; Galliformes; Phasianidae
Product: UDP-glucuronosyltransferase 1A1-like
Exons: 2
Coding region: 99-995 (298 amino acids)
Molecular function (GO): UDP-glycosyltransferase activity
Source: RefSeq, a predicted model, not a curated record